AUGAGACGUCUGAGGUCACCCCAAACCGUCCUCAUGAGACAUCUGAGGUCACCCCAAACUGCCCUGAUGAGACGUCUGAGGUCACCCCAAAACCGUCCUCAUGAGACGUCUGAGGUCACCCCAAACCGUCCUCAUGAGACAUCUGAGGUCUUCCCAAACCGUCCUCAUGAGUCUGAGGUCACCCCAAACCGUCCUCAUGAGGCGUCUGAGGUCACCCCAAACCGUCCUCAUGAGGCGUCUGAGGUCACCCCAAACCGUCCUCAUGAGACAUCUGAGGUCUUCCCAAACCGUCCUCAUGAGUCUGAGGUCACCCCAAACCGUCCUCAUGAGGCGUCUGAGGUCACCCCAAACCGUCCUCAUGAGGCGUCUGAGGUCACCCCAAACCGUCCUCAUGAGGCAUCUGAGGUCUUCCCAAACCGUCCUCAUGAGGCGUCUGAGGUCACCCCAAACCGUCCUCAUGAGACGUCUGAGGUCACCCCAAACCGUCCUCAUGAGUCUGAGGUCACCCCAAACCGUCCUCAUGAGUCUGAGGUCACCCGAAACCGUCUUCAUGAGUCUGAGGUCACCCCAAACCGUCCUCAUGAGGCGUCUGAGGUCACCCCAAACCGUCCUCAUGAGACGUCUGAGGUCACCCCAAACCGUCCUCAUGAGUCUGAGGUCACCCCAAACCGUCCUCAUGAGUCUGAGGUCACCCCAAACCGUCCUCAUGAGUCUGAGGUCACCCUAACAGUAGAUGACAUUUCAGCCCAGCAGCUGAUGUAACGGCUCCCUCUUCUGGUCAGG
This is a messenger RNA of Cheilinus undulatus (humphead wrasse), 783 nucleotides long. RefSeq names its product sporozoite surface protein 2-like. Lineage: Eukaryota; Metazoa; Chordata; Actinopteri; Labriformes; Labridae. The record is from RefSeq and is a predicted model, not a curated record. The transcript is spliced from 2 exons. Bases 1 to 762 code for a protein of 253 amino acids.